CAGUGUAGAUGUGACCCUCUGAUCAUGUCGACAUGCACACUGCUCACGCCGGACCGUCCGGCGGGCUGCGGGCUCAGCCAGUCUCCUGAGGAAAGCAAGCUGCCAGGACCCCUUCAGCUCCCUCAGUGCUGCAAGCUCUCUCAGCACCACCGGGUAUCUGAACGCCAGAGAGUUUCUGACCACCAACGGGUUUCUAAACACCAGAGAGUUUCUGAACACUACAGAGACGACUCUGGACUCUGCGGUCCUCCUGCAGCGGGUGCCUUUUGUGGCUGUUGGAAGCUCUUUGCGGACAGGUCAGCGUAUGGGAAAAGCAAGGCUUCUAAAUCUGGUGAGAUGUCUGAAUGCUACAAUCCCUACGGACAUUGUGAGCCUUCUGAGCACUGCAAAGGUUCUCAACACUGCAGUUUCUCUGAAUUCUCUGAACACUGCAAGGCCUGCGUCAGUCCUGAGGCCUCUGAACACCGUAGGCCUGAACACGGCAAAGAACUCUUUGGACCUUGCGAAGGUGGCAAGUGCUCUGAACUCUGCGGUGAUACUGAAUGCCAUGGGCCCAUGCAGACUAGGAAGGCUUUGGGCACCAAGAAACUCCCAGGAGUGAUGGAGGUUUUAGAAUCUUGCAAGAUCUCUGAAUGUGACAUGCCUCUUCAGCAAAACGGCAGUGAAAGCAGUCGGGUCUCUGAGAAUGGGCAAGUAUCUGGAGAAGAGAGACCUGCUGGAAUGUGUGAGAUUUCUGAAAGCUGCAAGUUUUCUGAGGUCACCAAACACAGGAGGGAUUGCCACCCACAUGAGCGACUGGGCCAAGACGCCACGCCUGAAGGAGGCAAACUCUCUGCACACACCGUUUCUGAACCGCGAGAACUCUCUGGAUAUCGUAAGGUCACUGAACAUUCAAACGUUUUGGAUCACGUGCAACGCCACCAGCUCUGCGAAACAUGUGGCGGUUCUGAACAGCACAGGCUGCUUGUACAAAGUGACACAACUGUGAAUCUGUUUGAACUAAAGACUGUACACUCAGAGUUACCUGAAAAAGGUGGAGUCUUUGACCAAAGUGAUCUGUUUGAAUACCGCAUGCUCCCUGGACACUUUGAGAUCGCUGGACAAAGUGAACUUCCUGGGAAAAGGGAGUUCUGUGACCAAAGCAUGCCUUCUGAAUUGUGUGGUGUAACCAAAAUAAGUGAACUCUUAGAUCAAGGUGAAUCUUCGGAACAGAGUGAGUCUUCAGAACAAGGUGAGUCUUUGGAACAAAGUGAGUUCUCUGAAGAAGGUGAGGCUUCCGAACAAGAUGACGCUUCAGAACAAGGUGAAGCUUCGGAACAAGGUGAAUCUUCAGAACAAGAUGAAGCUACGGAACAAAGUGAAUCUUCAGAACAAGGUGAACCUUCAGAACAAGGUGAACCUUCAGAACAAGGUGAAUCUUCAGAACAAAGUGAGUUUUCAGAACCAUUUGAAUCUUCAGAACAAGGUGAAUCUGCAGAACAAAGUGAAUCUUCAGAACAAAGUGAAUCUUCAGCACAAAGUGAAUCUUCAGAACAAAGUGAUUCUUCAGAACAAGGUGAAUCUUCAGAACAAGGUGAAUCUUCAGAACAAGGUGAAUCUUCAGAACAAGGUGAAUCUUCAGAACAAAGUGAGUUUUCAGAACCAUUUGAAUCUUCAGAACAAGGUGAAUCUUCAGAACAAAGUGAAUCUUCAGAACAAAGUGAAUCUUCAGCACAAAGUGACUCUUCAGAACAAAGUGAUUCUUCAGAACAAGGUGAAUCUUCAGAACAAGGUGAAUCUUCAGAACAAGGUGAAUCUUCAGAACAAAGUGAGUUUUCAGAACCAUUUGAAUCUUCAGAACAAGGUGAAUCUUCAGAACAAGGUGAACCUUCAGAACAAGGUGAAUCUUCAGAAGAAAGCGAGUCUUUUGACCAAAGUGAGUCUUCGGAACAAAGCGAACCUUCUGGAGUAAAUGAACUCUCUGAAGAAACUGAAUAUUCUGAACCAUGUGAGUCCUCUGAGGACAAUGAGCUGUCUGAAAGUGAGUACUCUGAACCAAGCGACUGCUCAGAACAAAGUGAGUACUCUGGACAAAGUGACCUGACUGAAUGUUGUGAGUACACAGAACAGCUCUCUGAAGAAAGUGAGCAUUCAGAACAAAACAAGUUCUCUGAACAAAGUGAUUCUUCUGAACAAUGUGAGUUUGAACAAAGUGACACUGAAGAGUAUGAGCUUUGUGAACAUGGUAAGUUCUCUGAACAUUGUGAGUUUUGCGAGGUUCUUGAACAAAGUGAAGUCCCUGAACAUUGUGGAUUAUGUCAACAAAAUGAGCUGACUGACUAUGGUGAAUUACCUCAACAAAGUGAUGUUACUGAACAUGGUGAAUUAUCUCAACAAAGUGAAAACCUGGAAGAGCAUGCAUCAUCUGAACACCAAGAGUUAUCUGAGAAGUUUGCUGACAAACAUGUGCACAGUGUUGACUGUGCUAUUCCUGAAGGAAGCAAGUCCUCUGAACACUGCAAACCCUCAGAACACUGUGAGCACCCUGAAAACCAUGAAUCUGCGGAAGCCUCUUAUUCUUCUGGACAGAAUAAGUCCUCUGAACACUGUGAGAGCACUCCAACCAGUGAGCUGACUCAACACAGUGAUCUCCUGGGCCAUUAUGAGCUUUCUAAUUACAGUGCAACAAAUGAGGAGAGUGAAGAUUUUGAACACUGUAAGGUCUCUGGUGAAAGUAUGCUUUCUGAUUGUAGCCAGAUCUUAGACCGACAGGCACUUUCUGCGCCAAACUCAUCAUCUGCCCAACACGGCCACUCCCAACCAAAUACACUCUCUAGAGAACACAAGCUUUCUGAGCAAAGUGUAGCCUCUGAACAAAAACUGCCAUCUGACCAAAGUAAUGUGUCUGAACACGCACAGUCCUCUGAGGAAAAUGAACUCACUGAACACCACAAAGUCCCGCAACAAAGUGGGUCCUCGGAGUACUUUGUGAUUUCGAAGGGCUCAGAACAAGGCAAUCUCUCUGGAGAACCCGCACUCUCCGAUCCCCAACAUUCCCCGGAGCCAGAAUGCUCUGAGGAUGGAAAGGCUCCGGAAGAGCCUGACCCGUCGGGUUACUUGGUGAUCACACAGCUGAAGCCGCCUGAGGAGGUGGAUGAGGAGGAUGAGGACAGUGAGGGUAGUGAGGAAGGGGAGGACUGGGAGCCAUGCGAGUGUGAGUUCUGUGUGCCCCCAGAAGGCCCUGCCCAGGUUCCCGCCAAACCACUGCUUCCACAGAUAAAGUCAAAAGAUGCAGGGAAGAUCUGUGUGGUGAUUGAUCUGGAUGAAACACUAGUGCACAGUUCAUUCAAGCCAGUGAACAAUGCUGAUUUUAUCAUUCCAGUGGAGAUUGAUGGAACGGUUCAUCAGGUGUACGUGCUGAAGCGACCACAUGUGGAUGAGUUUCUCAGACGGAUGGGAGAGCUGUUUGAGUGUGUGUUAUUCACUGCCAGCCUAGCCAAGUACGCAGACCCUGUGUCAGACCUGCUGGACAAGUGGGGAGCCUUCCGGAGUCGUCUCUUCCGCGAGUCCUGCGUGUUUCACCGUGGAAACUACGUCAAGGACCUGAGCCGCCUGGGCCGAGACCUCAACAAAGUCAUCAUCGUGGACAACUCCCCCGCCUCCUACAUCUUCCACCCAGACAAUGCUGUUCCCGUAGCCUCGUGGUUCGACGACAUGUCCGACACAGAGCUGCUGGAUCUCAUCCCGUUUUUCGAGAGACUGAGCAAGGUGGAGGACGUGUACACAGUUCUGAAGCAACAGAGGACUACAAGUUAACGUGAUGUCACAGGGGUGGAGGGAGGGGAUUUCACCAGGGGCCACGGAGGCUGGGGGGCACGAGCCCUGUUCCACCUCUCACCACACCGGCUGCUGCCUUUGUCCUCAACGCCUACCCAGAAUUCCAUUCUACGGAAGCGCAGAGACGGAGCGAGCGUGGAAAGCAGGCUUUGGUUCGGAAGAGUGAGCUCGCUGUGGAGAACCUCUUUAUCACAAACGAAAAAAAAUGUGUAGAAUAAUUUUAACACUUGAAGAUUUGCUAUUCCUCUUUUUGCUACUGUUUGUUUCCUCUUCAAGACAAGUUUGAGGGAGACCCCUGUUUUAAAGGAGCUUUGGCAAUCCUUCUAAAAUGGGCGAUGCAGCUUUCUCAUGUAUAAUCUGCGCUUAGCAUACCAUUUCACGCCCACAACUCUUUGGGUUGAACUUCACUCAUUCACACUUUUCAAUGAGUUGACUCAAAUGCCUGAGUAAGUCUCAGAUAUGGCAAUCACACAGAAGCAGCUUGGAGUAUGCAGAUUAAUUUUUUAACCCAUGUGUUAUGAUAUAAAAUGAAAGGCAAUAUCAGAGUGUUCAGAAUGUUUUUAACACAAUAAUCAUGUCUAAUUUACCUGCCAAACACUUCCAAGUAUGGCAAAGCGUCAUAGUAUGCUUUCAAUAUUUUGACUCUUUUUUUUAUUAGAGAACCAAGUCUUAAGUGCCACCAGUGUUAUGAGUCAAAUCUUAUCUGUCACAACUGUUGUAGCAUGUAAUGUAAAGCCUACUUAACUAUUUUUUUUCCCCAGUUCCAGAAUCUAAAUCGGACAGAUUCCUGAUCGUGUUCCCUUGUUUGUAAUAUGUUGUCUUUUGAACCUUAGCGUGUUUAGAUAUUGUCUGAUAGACAGUGCAGGAGUGGAGACUUUCCCAAGAGCAGCGGAGGUGCCGUAGGGCUGGGCUAUCUCAGCUAAAGGAAAGGGCUGAAGAUAUGGCGGCCAUUUUCUGCAUUUUCUGCUUAGUCCCUCAAGUGCCAACGUAUUUCAAGAUUUUGAAAUACAAAAGUCAGAACAAAAACAAGACCAAGUCCAUUUGGUUUUCAUUGUUGUUUUGUCUGUGUUUUUAGUACUUAUAACUUUUUUAUAGAAGAGAUCAAUAAUAGUUGUACAUAACGGCUUAAAGGCCAGUGUAUGUGAAAACGAUAUUUGAUUUUGGCAAACAUAAAGGUGUCCUCCCUGCACAUUUCUCAUAACUUGAAUUAGACCUUUUCUCAUUUCCUUGUUGCAUUUUUUUAAUGCUGUUGUAAUUAUGUCAUUUGCUUUGUUUGUUAUAUGAGCCAGACUGCAGUUAUUAGGCUGUUUUCAGCUUUUAGUUUGCUGUCUUCAGCAGUUCUACUUGUAGCACAAGGUAUGACAAAGGUAAAUCGGUACUUGCCUGGAACGUAAGGCCACGCGCAAUUUGUGCUAAAUCAAAGCUUCGGAACCUCUUGCUUUUAAGGUUCCGAUUGAUUUCUUCCCAAAACUAACAGCUCUUUAAAAUGAAUAGCUCUUAGCAAGAAUUAUGCAAGAAUGUGUCAUUCUUGUCAUGAUAUGAAAAGGAGCAUCUUUAACCUACAAUUACAGAACCUUUCCCGUUGUUGUUCUCCUUAGAUUGCAUUAACUGCCAGCUCCUUGUAUCCUAUGAUCCAUGAUAGACUGGGUUAGGACUCUGAGGGUAUUCUCAGCCCACUGUAGCAGUAGGAGGUAUUCAUUCUGGACAUAGUCUGUUUUACCAUUCCUUAAGAAUUUAUAGUGUGUAGUCUUAUGAACUGUGUCAUUUUCAGACAAUUUGCUCUUCAAGAACUACUAAAACAUUUCUCAAGGCUGGGGGGGGUGCGUUUAUUAAUAUAAUUAUCAUUUUUUUGAGGAAUGUCAAUGCUUUUGAUCAUUUCUAAAACUGUUUCUGUAAUUAAGAAAUGGUUCAAUAGCGGUCUAUUGCCUUGGAUCAAUGGGCACAUAUUCAGUGACGGAUGCGUUUCUUCAGAGAAUUCUCUGGAAUGUCUUUAAAACUGCAUUUUUAAGUGAACACAGGAUUGUAGAAGGUAACAGUUAGAAUGUGCUAAAGCGCUGGGGUUGGAUUUACGCUGGAAACUUUUUGUAUGUUCUUUGAGGAUAUUCCCCAGCAGAGCAUAGACAGAAAAAGAGACAAACGGUCAGUAUUAUGGAACACCUGCUGUGUACUCUUCUGGAAAUACCAGUCUCUGGUAAGGAAUGUGUGUAAAACCUGGUUUUCCAUUGCAGAGUGGAUGUAAGUAGAAUGUGCCUGUGUCCGUAAAUUAUAACGUACAUUCAGUAUCACUGGACAGCCUUUCUGAACAUCGCCAAAUCAUUUCUUUGUUAAUUUUUUGUGCAGUCGGGUUACCUGAUGUCCUUGGAAACCAGACAGACGGACAUCUACUCCUGUCACACUUGUUUAUUUAUGUGUCCCCCCUGUCUCUUACUGUUUAUCCCACUAUAUUUAAACACAGCCAAACAUAUACAUACAUGUGUAUACUGCGCACAUAUGUACAUGUUUGAUAACUGCGCAGUGAUAAAACGAGCAAAUUGGCAUUAAUAUAUGAUAUAAUAUACUUGUAAUCUGGGAACAUGACGUUUAAAUUAAAACUAUUGUAACCUA
Molecule: messenger RNA, 6420 nt
Organism: Conger conger (European conger)
Lineage: Eukaryota; Metazoa; Chordata; Actinopteri; Anguilliformes; Congridae
Gene: ctdsp1
Product: CTD (carboxy-terminal domain, RNA polymerase II, polypeptide A) small phosphatase 1
Exons: 6
Coding region: 25-3795 (1256 amino acids)
Molecular function (GO): RNA polymerase II CTD heptapeptide repeat phosphatase activity
Source: RefSeq, a predicted model, not a curated record